This is a messenger RNA of Anopheles moucheti, 739 nucleotides long. RefSeq lists its product as uncharacterized. The transcript is spliced from 2 exons. Bases 120 to 629 code for a protein of 169 amino acids. NCBI's taxonomy places the organism in Eukaryota, Metazoa, Arthropoda, Insecta, Diptera, Culicidae. The record is from RefSeq and is a predicted model, not a curated record.
GCCAAGUGCGUUCAACAUAAACAGAACAGCGGCUUCUUCUAGUAAUUGUAAAUCGUGUGCAUGUAAAUCGACGAAAUCUGCGUUCUGGAUACCAAUUUAAUUUCCUUUCGUACCCCGAAAUGAACGAAGAUGAGAUAGAACUGCUUCCCGGAGAGGAAGUUCUGCUUGUACCGCAAGAGCAACGAGUUGAAUCAGUAGAAGAUGUUCAAUUUGAAUUAGCAGACGAGGUGGGAAUUGUUGAAUUCGAAUACAGAGUACCUCGUCGAUCGCCACGAAUUCAGAGACCUGCAGCUAAUAACGCACAAGGACAGCCAGGCCGUCGCAGAUCCGGCCAGGCAAGAACCACUGCAGCACAACGAGUAACAGCGAUACAAAACGCAAUUCGACGUUCCAAUGGACAGGAUCUAGAAUACAAACAAAAGAUUUUACGAGCUCUCACGCAAAUCACACGUUCGUUUGAGAUGGUAGUUGAACAGCAAGCCGAUAGCAACCUGAUGUUUUGGCAAGCAAUCGCUUCGGAAAGCCGUUAUUUACAACCCGCUCUGUAUACCCAGUUCAAAACGGAGGUUAUCGAUAAGUUAGCUGAGUACAUACGGGUUAAUCAACACACCUUUGAAAGCGAAAUGUAGGGCGCUCAUUUGGUUCAUUACAAUUUACAUACAAUUCAAAUUGUUUUUCGCGCUUUGCAACUAUUUGUCUCGGUACACCACGAGCAAAGCUUACAUCCGAACACCUGUAA